AAAAAAGAGAAGUUUACACACUUGGUAGUAGGAGUUGGUACAUGACAGAUUAUGAACAUGAAGAUAUUGAUGAUAAUAGAAAUACACUCAUGCACUGGAAAGAACUUUCCUCAAAGGAAAUUAUUCAAAUUGUUUGUGGACUAAACUUUUGUGCUUGUUUAAGUAGAAAUGGAGAUAUCUAUACUUGGGGAAAUGGAAUGUAUGGACAAUUAGGACAUAGAGAACAAGUUGUGAGUGCCUAUGAGGAAUUUAAAGUUCCACGUCCAAUUAAAAUUGACAAUUUUUCGAAUGGUAUUUAUUUAUGUGCAGGUGAGGAAUGUAUGGCCUGUAUUACUAGAGAACGACAUUUAUACACGUGGGGAAAGAAUUUUUGUGGAAUGUUGGGACAUGGUGAUGAAAAAGAUGUGUUUGAACCAAAACGUGUGAUUGGUGUGACAGGUAAUUUCAAGAAGAGUAUGCCAAUGAUUCAAGAUGACGAUGAUGAUGAAGAUUUGGAUGAAGAUGACGAUGAUAUUGGUGUUGAUAAUUUAGAAAAAGAAGAAGUUAUUCAUGUUUCAUGUGGUCAAUCUCACAUGGCUUGCGUAACAGCAAAAAAUGAAAUUUUCACAUGGGGAAAUAACUUUUUAGGACCUUUGGGUCGUAUUUUGGACACAAAACAGGAAUCUGAUUUUUAUCCACAUUUAGUUGAUUUGGUUCAAGUUGGUGAUUUGGUUACUGAAGAUAAUCUUAAACAAAGUGAUGAAGUUGACUUUAUUCAAGUUGAAUGUCUCAAAUAUAACACAAUUGCAUUGACUUCUGAUGGUCGUUUAUUCAGUUGUGGUAAGGGUGGUUAUGAAGGAGGUGGUCAAGGUGAAGCUCCAAGAACUCUCUUAUGUAUUGUUCAAUCAUUGGAAGGAAAGAGAGUUAAAUCAGUUGCCAAGAGUUCUUUCGCUACUCAUACAGGUGCUAUUGUAUUGAAUUCAGAUGAUGACAGUAAGAAUCGUGAAGAUUUCUACAUUUGGGGUAAUAAUGAGGAUAACAAAUUGGGUAUUCCAAAUUUGAAUGAUGAAUCUUUGAGUAUUGAUGAAGCAUCUCUUUUACAUCCAAAGAAAUUCCCAUUCUCUACUCCACGUGAUUGCUAUAUGAUUUGUUGUGGUGAAACUCAUACCGCUGUCAUAUUGAAACCACACUCAUCCGAUAAGAAUCCAAAUGCAGACCUCACUUUGGAAAAAUUCGAAAGAGGAGAAACCAAUCCAAAUGUUAGUGCAACCACUGUCAAGAAGGAAAGUACCAAACAAAUUAUUGAAGAAGAGUACGACUCUGAAUCAGAGGAUAGUAAGGGAGAUGAAGACAGUGAUUCUGAAGAUGAGGAUGAAUAUGCUUCCAUUAAGCCAACAGCCACAAUUAUUACUCCAGCCUCAACUAGUUCUGAACCUGAAAAGAAGCCAGCUAGUUCAUCAUCAUCUGAUGUCUAUAAUGAACCACAAAAGACCACUCCAACUGCAGUUGUCAAUGUUGACUUGAGUGAUGACGAGGAAAAACCAAAACCUGUCUCACAACCUGUCAAGCAAACAAACAAGUCAUCAGCAGUUAAAGAAUUACACGGUUAUUUACAAAAGAAGGGUGAAAAGGGUUUGGUCAAACUCUGGCGAAAACGUUGGUUCAAUUUGGAAGGAAAUUAUUUGUGCUAUUAUGAAAAGGAAGGAGGAAAAUCCAAAGGAUCUAUAUGUGUUGAUGACGUUUUGGAUAUUCUUCCAGGUUCAACUCCACUUGCAUUCAAUGUCUCUACAUCUAAUGGAAGAGUCUACGAAUUACAAGCAGGUUCUGAACAAGAAUUAAAAUAUUGGAAGAAUGGAAUUCGUUCUCUGAUUUCACACAAGUAAAUGAACCAUCACUAAUGUAUUUAAUAAAUUAUAAAUUUGAAAUGUAAGUUCAU
This is a messenger RNA of Naegleria gruberi, 1915 nucleotides long. RefSeq names its product alpha tubulin suppressor family protein. Lineage: Eukaryota; Heterolobosea; Eutetramitea; Acrasida; Naegleriidae. Bases 42 to 1862 code for a protein of 606 amino acids. The record is from RefSeq and is a predicted model, not a curated record. The transcript has 2 exons.